Molecule: messenger RNA, 1167 nt
Organism: Adineta ricciae
Lineage: Eukaryota; Metazoa; Rotifera; Eurotatoria; Adinetida; Adinetidae
Source: the annotation of a GenBank genome assembly
AUGAUUUCAACAAUAAACACAUUGGGACUUGAUUAUAUGACGUUUGGAAAUCAUGAAUUUGAUUUAACUGAGGAAGAGUUAUUUACUCGUAUAAAUGAAUCAGUAUUUACCUGGAUAAGUUCAAAUGUAUUUCGUGUCCAUAAAUUUCUUCCAUUUGGAUCAAGUAUUUCACAUAAAAUAGUCACCAUCGAUGGUGUUAGAAUUCUUUUAAUCGGUUUGACGAUCAAUGAACAUGUCAACUAUGUUCGAUUCGCUGAUCAGCCGUUACUUUCCAAUUAUCUUCAAACUGAUAUUCAUAUUGCAACGAGUGUUCCACAAAUCGAUCUUAUUCUUGGCGAACAUGAACAUGGAAACUCCUAUAAUUUACGAGGAACUAAAUUUGUACCGAUUGUCAAAGCUGAUAGUAAUGCAUUUACUGUCUAUAUCCAUCGUUGUACUUUUAAUUUGAAUACGAAACAACUCCGCAUUUAUAGUACUUUGACGAAAAUCUCUUCACAAGAUGUUCAGCUAGACGGAAGAUAUCAAUCAGUAACUACUUCUAACACGUUUUUAACUGAAGGUAUUUGCCAAAGUUUUAUUAAAGCAACAGAAUCAUUUGUCACAACUGUUGACCUUCCUAAUGGUGGGACGAUACGCAUUGAUGAUUUUAUUAUUGGAACGAUAACACAAUACGAUAUCCUGCGGACAUUGCCUUUUCCAAAUACGGUGGUCACUUUUGCUGUUCCUGGUCAAGUUCUUGCUGAAGUACUUACGGAUGGGAUGUCGGCAAAAGAUACUGGUCUAUUCAUUGAUUAUACUGGUGUACAGACAUCAGAUCAUGGAUCAACAUGGUUGAUUAAUGGCGUUAACAUUAAUACAACUGGUCUUAUCUAUAGAGUGAUAACAACAGAUUAUCUCAAAAAUAAUACGAAAUUAAAUAGUACAAUUGUUACGAUUUUAAAACAAACGGAUCAAACACAAACUAAAGUCUUUAUCGAUUAUAUGCAAAUUAAAUACCCUUAUGCUAAGAAUAAAAGUGAACGAUGUGUGGGCUCAGUUUUGUCGUGUCGAAAGAUUGGCGCAGUUUAUACUAUCAUUGAUACAAUUCUUGAAUCAUUGCUCAUACGCUUCUGCAAGGAUAUGAAUCUGAUGCCGUUUCGGAAUCUAUGUCUUUCACAUCCAUACUGA